AUGUUUGCCCUGCAUCGAGUGUCCUGGGUCAAGUCCGUGUCCUGCAGCUGGCCGCAGCGUAGGGGUGCAGCCUGGAACCGAAAGCCCCGCUGUGCAGUUACGGACAGCUGAGGGCCUGCCAUCUCCUCUUGUUGCGGGGCCCAGCCAGCCAGGAGGGAGUGGAACUGGCCAGGUGCAGCCAGACUCUGCCUGUGCCGCCUCCUGCCUCCUUUGGCCCUUCCUGGCAGCUCAGUGCAUGGGCCAUGGAAGGGAGGGGCUGCAGGAGACACCCCCAGCCCUCACCUUCCCCUGCGUGGCCCCCGCAGACGACCUGGCCAAUGAGAUGGAAGCGGUGGAUUUUGAGGAGGAGGCCGUCGAAGGCGCUGACGCGCAGGCCUGGGAGACGGAGGAGGAAGAUGAGGGCGUGGAGGACGGGAUGGAGGCCCAAGAUGACAGCGAGGUCACGUUCUCCGAGCACUCGGCCUCCGUUUUCUGCGUGAGUCUCGAUCCCAAGACCAACACCCUGGCGGUGACGGGCGGGGAGGAUGACAAGGCCUUCGUGUGGCGGCUGAGUGACGGCGAGCGCCUGUUUGAAUGCUCAGGGCACAAGGACUCCGUCACCUGCGCUGGUUUCAGCCACGACUCCACGUUUGUGGCCACGGGGGACAUGAGCGGCCUGAUCAAAGUGUGGCGGGUGGACACGAAGGAGGAGAUCUGGUCGUUCGAAGUGGGCGACUUGGAGUGGAUGGAGUGGCACCCGCAGGCCCACGUCCUGCUGGCGGGCGCUGCAGAUGGCAACUCCUGGCUGUGGAAGAUCCCGAGUGGCGAGUGCAAGACUUUCCCGGGGCCGAGCUGCCCGGCCACCUGCGGCCGGAUCCUUCCCGACGGGAAGAGAGCGGUGGUUGGCUACGAGGACGGGACCGUGCGGCUCUGGGAUCUGAAGCAGGGAAGUUUGCUCCACGUCCUCAAAGGUGAAAGGCCCUGGGACAGACCCACUAGGCCCUGCUCCCCCACCCAACCUGCCAGCAAAGCUGGGGGGACAGAUCCUUCGAAAUCCACCCCCAUUUGCUUCUAUGAGGGGGUCCGGCAGGUAAUCCAGCCCCUCCCCCCUUUUGCCUGGCUAAGAGGUGCUGCCCUGGGGAGUUGGGGUCCCCCUGGGCCCUGCCUCAUGCUCCCCCUUUCCCGGGGCAGGAUGCCCGGCACCUUGGCCAUCUACGACAUCUCCACGCAGAGUCUGCGGCAGAGGUGCCAGCACGAGUCGGGCAUCGUGCAGUUGCUGUGGGAGAGCAGCUCAGCCCUGGUCUACACCUGCAGCCUGGACGGCGCCGUGCGCCUGUGGGACGCGCGCUCCGGGCAGAUGAUCAGCGAGUUCCGGGGCCACUCGGCCGAGAUCCUGGACUUCGCCGUCAACAAGGACGCCUCCAUGGUGGUGACCACGUCGGGGGAUCACCAAGCAAAAGCGUUCUGUGUGCAGCGCCCGGAACGCUAG
This is a messenger RNA of Pelodiscus sinensis (Chinese soft-shelled turtle), 1468 nucleotides long. NCBI's taxonomy places the organism in Eukaryota, Metazoa, Chordata, Testudines, Trionychidae. The record is from RefSeq and is a predicted model, not a curated record.